This is a messenger RNA of Vitis riparia (riverbank grape), 3738 nucleotides long. Its product is annotated as importin-11. Gene Ontology annotation, molecular function: small GTPase binding. The record is from RefSeq and is a predicted model, not a curated record. Gene Ontology annotation, cellular component: cytosol; nuclear envelope. Gene Ontology annotation, biological process: protein import into nucleus. NCBI's taxonomy places the organism in Eukaryota, Viridiplantae, Streptophyta, Magnoliopsida, Vitales, Vitaceae. The coding region runs from base 329 to 3364 and encodes 1011 amino acids. The transcript has 24 exons.
CGCCCACAGCACUGUAAACAAACGCACCCAAGAGCAGCUGGAGUGCCAGCCAGCAAUAGUGUAUAAGUAGCUUCUGCGCCCCUUUUUCCUCUUAUAAACACCGGAGCAAGGCUAUAGGAAUCACAACACAUCCGCGGCCAAACACUCUCUCGUCCACUCCCUUACGCACCUCCAUUUCUUCGCCCGGAACUCGAAUCGGAGCCCCUCAUUUUCCCCCAAAAAUCUCACUGUCGCCAUUGCCGAUCAAGACUUCAUGCCCAGUUCCAUCUCGUGUCACGCUUCUCACUAGCCCGCAAAUCCACCGAUCGGUUCAAUUUCUCGGCGCGCCAUGGCGCUCUCGGCUUCCGACCUCCCGGCCAUGUACUCGCUGCUCACCAAUUCCCUCAGCGCCGAUGAGAGCGUGCGCAAGCCGGCGGAGGCCGCGCUCUCGCAGUCCGAGAGUCGCCCUGGGUUCUGCUCUUGUCUCAUGGAGGUGAUAACUGCCAAAGAUUUAGCGGCUCAGGUGGAUGUUCGGUUGAUGGCUUCAGUGUAUUUCAAGAAUGGCGUUAAUCGAUAUUGGAGGAACAGGCGUGAUUCCUCAGGAAUUAGCAAUGAAGAGAAAAUACAUUUGAGACAAAAGCUGUUGUUGCACUUACGAGAAGAGAACUAUCAGAUAGCUCUUAUGUUGGCUGUGCUCAUCUCAAAAAUAGCUCGGAUUGAUUAUCCCAAAGAAUGGCCAGAGCUCUUUUCUGUUUUGGCGCAACAGCUGCAAUCAGCAGAUAUUCUUACAUCCCACAGGAUUUUUAUGAUUCUGUUCCGAACCUUAAAGGAAUUGUCUACUAAACGUCUUACUUCAGACCAAAGGAACUUUGCAGAGAUAUCAUCUCAUUUCUUUGACUACAGCUGGCGCCUUUGGCAGAGCGAUGUGCAAACCAUACUUCGUGAUUUCUCUGCACUUGCUCAGUGCAUUAGCUCAGAUGCUUCAGAGCAGCAUCAGGGUGACCUUUAUUUGAUAUGUGAAAGAUGGUUGUUGUGUUUAAAGAUAAUUCGUCAAUUAAUCAUUUCAGGAUUUCCAAGUGAUGCUAAAUGCAUGCAGGAGGUCCGACCGGUCAAGGAGGUCUCACCUGUGCUCUUGAAUGCCAUUCAGUCAUUUCUUACAUACUAUUCAUCCUUUCAAACACAGUGUCCUAAAUUUUGGGACUUCAUAAAGAGGGCAUGUACUAAAUUGAUGAAGGUUUUAGUCGCAUUUCAGACCAGACAUCCUUAUUCAUUUGGUGAUGAGUGUGUCCUCCCACCUGUCAUGGAUUUCUGUUUAAAUACGAUAUCUGAUCCUGAGCAUGAUAUACUAUCCUUCGAGCAAUUCCUGAUUCAAUGUAUGGUGAUGGUGAAGUCCAUACUGGAAUGUAAAGAAUACAAGCCAAGCCUUACUGGCCGCGUGAUAGAUGAAAAUCGGGUUACAAUAGAGCAGAUGAAGAAAAAUAUUUCCAGUAUUGUUGGUGGUGUCCUUACUUCCCUUUUGCCCAAUGAACGAAUAGUAUUGUUGUGUAACAUAUUGAUAAGAAGGUAUUUUGUUUUAUCAGCAAGUGAUUUGGAGGAGUGGUACCAGAAUCCUGAGUCUUUUCAUCAUGAGCAGGAUAUGGUUCAGUGGACCGAAAAAUUGAGACCAUGUGCUGAAGCUUUGUAUAUUGUUUUGUUUGAAAACCACAGCCAACUGCUGGGUCCUGUUGUUGUUUCCAUCCUUCAAGAGGCCAUGCGUGGUUGCCCAACCUCAGUCACUGAAAUCACUCCAGGGUUGCUUCUUAAAGACGCUGCUUAUAGCGCUGCGGCACAUGUUUAUUAUGAGCUUUCCAACUACCUGAGCUUCAAAGAUUGGUUUAAUGGUGCUUUAUCUUUGGAACUGUCAAAUGAUCAUCCAAAUAUGCGCAUCAUCCAUCGGAAAGUGGCACUGAUACUGGGGCAAUGGGUUUCUGAGAUUAAAGAUGACACAAAGAGAUCAGUGUAUUGCGCCUUGAUCAGAUUGCUUCAGGAAAAAGACCUAUCUGUUAGACUGGCAGCCUGUCGGUCUCUAUGUUUUCAUAUUGAAGAUGCGAACUUUUCAGAGCAAGGUUUUACUGAUCUUCUUCCAAUCUGCUGGGAUUUAUGUUUCAAGUUGAUUGAGGAAGUCCAGGAAUUUGACUCAAAAGUUCAGGUUUUGAAUUUGAUCUCUACUCUUAUUGGAAGAGGAAAUGAAGUCAUUACAUUUGCCGACAAGUUGGUGCAAUUUUUUCAAAAGGUCUGGGAGGAAUCUUCUGGUGAAAGUCUUCUACAAAUUCAACUUCUUAUUGCACUACGGAGCUUUGUGACUGCACUUGGCUAUCAAUCACCCAUUUGCUACAAGCUCAUAUUACCCAUUCUGCAAAAGGGCAUUGAUAUAAAUAGUCCAGACGAACUGAAUCUUUUGGAGGACAGCUUGCAGUUAUGGGAAGCUGUACUUUCAAAUGCUCCCUCAAUGGUGCCUCAACUACUAGCAUACUUCCCUUGUUUAGUGGAAGUCAUUGAAAGAAGUUUUGAUCACUUGCAGGUUGCUGUUCAUAUCACUGAGGGUUACAUAAUUUUGGGUGGAACUGAGUUCUUAAGUAUGCAUGCUUCUAGUGUUGCUAAACUUCUUGAUUUGAUUGUUGGAAAUGUUAAUGAUAGAGGCCUGCUUUCAACUCUUCCAGCCAUUGAUAUACUAAUCCAGUGUUUCCCUAUGGAAGUGCCUCCACUGAUCAGCAGUGCUUUGCAGAAAUUAGUCGUCAUAUGUUUGACUGGAGGAGAUGAUCAUGAUCCUUCUAAGACAGCGGUAAAAGCAUCAGCAGCAGCCAUCCUUGCAAGGAUUUUAGUAAUGAAUAGUAAUUACCUUGCCCAAUUAACAUCACAGCCAUCACUUAUGUUGCUCCUCCAGAAGGCCGGUUUCCCAGCUGAAGAAAAUAUACUUCUCUGUCUGAUUGACAUUUGGCUUGAGAAGGUUGACAAUGCAUCCUCAGCUCAAAGAAAGAUGUUUGGUUUAGCCCUUUCUAUCAUUCUAACCCUAAGAUUACCUCAAGUUCUUGAUAAACUUGAUCAGAUCCUAAGUGUAUGUACAAGUGUAAUUUUGGGAGGAAAUGAUGAUUUAACAGAGGAAGAAUCCAGUGGUGACAACAUGAGCUCCAGCAGGUCUCAGAAUGAAGGACCUGUUCCAAGUAAAGAGUUCAAGAGAAGGCAGAUAAAGUUUUCAGACCCUAUCAAUCAGUUGUCAUUAGAAACGUCAGUGAGAGACAAUCUUCAGACAUGUGCCGCUCUUCAUGGAGAGUCUUUUAAUUCAGCUAUUGGUAGGAUGCAUCCUGCAGCAUUUGCACAAUUGAAGCAAGCAUUAAAGAUGCCAUAGCAUGUGGUGUACUCUUCUAAAAUCAGUCUUCUCGUGUCGAUGGCGUCUCAAAUUUUUCCUUCUUCCGAUAACUUGUGAAGAUUAUAGGUGACAUUGAAGGUUUUAUUUACUUUGUGUGGCUUGGUGCUCUCAAUCAUUUUUAAUGUUUCUUAAUUGUUUGGGCUGGGUUCCAUUUCCAGUUUAUAUGUUAAAUUUCAUUUGUUGUAAAUGCUUCUUUGGGCUGUAAAUAGGCUUGACCCUUUGCUUGGCCUAGCAUUCAAGGCCUAAGGGUCCCAAGAUUUUGUCAUUGACCUUGAGAAUUUCACAGAAACAUGAAAGAUUAAAGAGGAAGAAAUGUACAAGGUUUUUAUUUACUCAUGUUCAGAUUUUGCUAA